ACUUACUGCUCUGGGGUUUAUUUAAGGUAUGAGGCGGUCUGUAAUCAGGGUAUCACAAGGUAAUCAGGAUAUGGGGAACUUCUCAAGAUUGAUGAAGGGGGACUUUGGGUACAGGGUGGUUGUCAGGGUUCUGGGGUUUACUUGAAGUAUGAAGGGGUACCAAGGGUUUUGUGAUGACCCUAAAGAUGAUGACACUUAGCCUUCAGUUGAGCAGAAGACCGGAUGGGAAGAUGUCCCACCUUCAGGUACUCGGGCAGACUGGAGGUCUUUGGUCAGCAGGGGGUGAGUACAGACCUCUUCCUGCUUCAUCUAAGAUGGCUGUUUUCAGAAAUUUGUUCUCUUAGUUUUAAUCUCUACCACACAGUCAUCCCAAACACUCUGAAACACCUCCUACAGCUAGGGGUGGUGAUGGCUCAAUGGAUAAGACGCCUGUCCUUGGUGUUAGAGACCCGGGUUCAAUUCCAUCCACCAUUGUGUCCCUGAACAAGACGCUUAACCCCCAGUUAUUCCAGAGGUGUGCGACCUCUGACAUGUAUAGCAAUUGUAAGUCGCUUUGGAUAAAAGCGUCAGCUAAAUAUGUAAAACCUGAACCACGUGGACCUUAUCCUGUUUCUCUACCCUGGUCCUGGAGUCCAGCUGCAGCAGGUAUUGGAAGGUUAGACAUCCACCUGCUUUUUCAUCUGAAGCUUUUUUAUAUUCAAAUAAAUAAUCUUUCAGUAAUGGUUAACAUGUAACUUCCUCACACCGUCUGCAGUUCUGAUGCUGAGUAACUGCCUGACAGAUGAUCAGAGGGAGAUAAACACUGGUAGGAAUGUGUAAUAAUUAGCUUGGCUGUUGGGUAACAUCCUGAGAGGACAUAUGCAGUGAUGGAGAUAAACACUGUCAUCACCUCCUACUGCUCACACUUUAUUUCAACAUAUCGGACAUUAAGAUGAGAUGGACUCACCAUAUAUGGAAGGACUUUUGUGAAAAUCAUUUACUACAUGUGAAAGAUCCGUUCCAGUGGAUCGAACUCCAAAUAUUCUAUCCUGCUGACAUGUUUUAACGAGAUCCAGCUUUGCUCAGCAGCUGCUUUAGGUACUGAAGCGUUCUGUUGGAUUCUGUAAGUGUGAUAGUUUGGACUCAUUCAUAUGGAUGAUUCUGCACCUGAUGAUUUGUGUAGAGGUGUGGACAAUAAGAGACUGGACCUUCUGUCCCGCCACACUCCUACAAUGAACACUCACUGUUUUAUCAACUGUAGAAUCCAGACUGAUGUUACUACGAGCUGAUAUCAAAGAGAGAAUUUUAAAGAUGACCUUGUUAAUCUAUGAUGAUACUACACAAAUGAGAGCUGUUCAUCUGUGGUCAGACUGGUUUCUCUUCUCUCAGAUGAUUCCAUGACAUGAUCAACAAAUGAAGUGCAGUUUGACUUGAGCUCCUACACCAGACGCGGCUUUAUUAUUCUGUAGUGUCUCCUUCAUUUUCAUCACAUACUACGGGUAAAAAAGUUUCCACAGCUGCAUAAAAGAAACGUCUGGGUAGAAUGUCAACCCAAACUCCUGGCACCCCAACUAAUCCUUUACUUCUGGAAACUCAUCAUGAUGUUAAUGUUUUCUAUAGAAUCUACUUUUUUACACAACAUACAAUCAAACUUCUCUAGAAGUUGAAAUAACGUUCUGUUGGGUGAACAUGAAGCCUGAGACACUGAAAGAGGAACUCUGACUGUUUCCUAACUCUGUAACUAUCUGACUGUCUGGAUCAGCAGAGAUAAACCUGUUGUAAUUUGAAAGUAUUCAGCAGCCAACCCACAGACACCGUGUCCAUAUUUAGUCACUGCUGAGUCUCAGAAAUCUGCAGCUUCAUGGUUUGCAUGAAGAAACGUGAGUAUAAGAAGUGGUGGUUUGUAGAAGCUGCUGCAGACAUCAGACUCACAGACACAGUUUUUACUUCAGGAUGACUUCCUGUGUGGUGUCCCUCUUCUUCUUGGCCUUCCUGUGUUCCUCCAUCAAUGCCGUCGAUCCCACCGGCCUCAAACUGAGAAUCACCAACAGAGCGCUGAAUAUUUUGAGAGACAUUGGCCUGGAGUUUCUACAGACGCUGGUUAACAGACCUUUUGACUUCACACCCCUGGAUGCUCGCUUGAAGUGCACCAUUAGAAGGUUGACGCUGACAAGUCUAAAUCCAGAUCAGGUUGAUCUCAGUUUCCAACAAGGUUCAGGUCUCCAGUUUGAGAUCAAGAACCUGAACUUCGCUGUAGACCUUGAGCGGGAAGUCAGGCUGUGUUUGUGGAGAGAAUUUAAUGUUGAUGCAGGAAGUACGGCGUUCGGAGGAGCAGGCGUGAGCGCCACCAUCGGAGUGAAACUGAGCCGAAACCGGCAAGGACGUCUGAGCAUCGAGAUACCAAACUGUGUCAUCAGAGCUGAUGCCAUCCUCACACAGUCCACCGGCUGGAUCGGGCGUCUGGUGGACGUACUCAGACCAGUUCUCCAGCACUUUUUCAACACCCAGUUCUGUCCUGCUGUUCAGAGGCACGCUGUUCCUCAAGUUAACUCCAUGUUGGAGAGCAUCUCCAUGGCGAUGACACUGUACGAAGGCCUCGGCAUCAACAUCGACUACUCUCUGAGCGGAGACGUCACAGUGGCCUCCACAUUCCUCGAUGUGCCUUUCAAAGGCUUAGUGUUCAGGCAGGGCGAGACUGUUGAUGCUGGUUCAAUAAGAAGAGGUGCAGAUCCAGUUUUCAGAGAAAGUGACCGGAUGGCUUACGUGGGCGUCUCUGAGUUCCUCAUCAACAGCGCCAUCAUGUCGGUUUACAGCACAGGAGUCAUGGCGCAGACUCAAACGGUGACUGGUGGAGCUGCAAGGACUCUGAGAGCUCUGCAGUUGUUUAGGCAACCAUCCCGAAUGAACAAUCCCCUCUCUGCUGAACUGGAAGUCACAGAGGCGCCGAGCAUGAGCAUUAGCAGGAAUGACGGAAUGACGGUCACUGCCAGAGCCAGAGUCCGAGUGUUCGCAGUGCCGGCUAGGAGGGAACAGGAGCAGCUCCUCUCGGUGUCGGCGAGGUGUACGGUUCAGAUGACGGUCGCUAUCCAUGGAAACUUCCUGACUCUCCCUUCAGGCAACGUCGACUGUAGAAUCAUCACCAAAAAUUCGAUCAGAGACGCUCUGGUGAAACCUUUGAAUGGACUGAUGUCGACAAAGCUCAGGGACUUCCUGCGUGACUGCUUUGAUAAAGGAGUACUGAUCCCUCUGCCUGAAGGAAUGGGCUUCACUCAGGGACAGAUCGACUACCAGGAUGGCUUCAUGGUGGUCGGGGGGGACCUGACCUUAACCCCAGAUGUGAGGAAGAAGAUGGUGCGGGAUUUCGGCCGAUGAGAAGGAUCUUCGGACCCUGCUUCAGAACCAGGACUACAAUGAUCCACAUCACAGCAGCUCUGAGGAUCCUGUUUGCUCCACUUCCUGUCUCUCACUGCGUCACUGAGUUCAGACUUUAGUGAUACUAAAAGUACUAGUUAAAGUACUAGUACAUGUCCUGCUUGUUACUCUGAUAAAUAAACGGCUUCAGCAUCA
Micropterus dolomieu (smallmouth bass) is the source of this 3546-nucleotide messenger RNA. RefSeq names its product phospholipid transfer protein-like. NCBI's taxonomy places the organism in Eukaryota, Metazoa, Chordata, Actinopteri, Centrarchiformes, Centrarchidae. Gene Ontology annotation, biological process: ceramide transport; phospholipid transport; high-density lipoprotein particle remodeling. The record is from RefSeq and is a predicted model, not a curated record. The transcript is spliced from 15 exons. Bases 1933 to 3351 code for a protein of 472 amino acids. Gene Ontology annotation, molecular function: phosphatidylglycerol binding; phosphatidic acid binding; ceramide transfer activity.